UCUUUUCAUUCAUUGGUCAAUACCCAGGUCGGUCAAGGGCCUGCCUCCGCGUAAGAGCCAAUCAGCGAUGAUAGGAGGACGCUUUCCUCUGGAGCUUGUUCACGAAAAGGGGCCUUGCAAGGGGAAGUGAGACGCUGGUGGUUGCGGCUGGUGCGCAGCCGCGAAACUAAGGAUCAGAACUGUUAGCGGCGGUGCAAGCUGGUAAGAAGAAGGCGAGGAUCCGAGUUUCAGAAUGUCAAGUACUAUGUCCUACUGGAUCUCAACUUCUGCAAGGAGCUGCAUUGCCACCUUACAAGGUGGCAGACGCCUAUACUCAAGGUGUGUCUCAAAAAGGAAUCUAUCCAUAUGGAGGCGCCUUUCCUGGGCAUCAUCUCCCCUACAAAACAGUUCACCAUGUGGUACCUUCACACUGCAGAAAGUCUACAGACACACAUCAACAGAGGAAGAGGAUUUCCACCUGCAACUCAGCCCCGAGCAGGUAAAUGAAGUGCUUCGGGCUGGUGAGUCAGCCCACAAGAUUCUUGACUUGGACAGUAGAGUCCCAAAUUCUGUGUUGCGGUUUGAAAGUAACCAGUUGGCUGCAAAUUCCCCAGUGGAAGACCGUCGAGGAGUAGCUGCCUGCCUACAGACCAGUGGACUGAUGUUUGGUGUCUUUGAUGGACAUGGUGGUCAUGCAUGUGCACAAGCAGUGAGUGAGAGGCUCUUCUACUACGUGGCAGUGUCCCUGAUGUCCCACCAGACCCUGGAGCAGAUGGAGGGAGCGAUGGAAAAUAUGAAGCCCAUGUUGCCUAUCCUGCAGUGGCUCAAGCAUCCAGGCGACAGUGUCUACAAGGAUAUCACUUCAGUGCAUCUUGAACACCUCCGUGUUUAUUGGCAGGAAUUGCUUGACCUACACAUGGAAAUGGGACUAAGCAUUGAGGAAGCAUUGAUGUACUCUUUCCAGAGACUGGAUUCUGAUAUCUCACUGGAAGUCCAGGCUCCCUUGGAAGAUGAGGCAACAAAGAAUCUGUCACUCCAAGUUGCUUUUUCUGGAGCAACAGCUUGUAUGGCUCAUGUCAAUGGAGUUCACCUGCAUGUGGCAAAUGCUGGUGACUGCCGGGCUAUCCUUGGUGUCCAGGGGGACAAUGGCAUGUGGUCUUGUCUACCUCUUACGCAUGAUCACAAUGCAUGGAAUGAGGCUGAGCUCUCCCGGCUUAAGAGGGAGCACCCUGAGACAGAGGACAGGACGAUCGUCAUAGAUGACAGGCUGCUUGGUGUCCUGAUGCCCUGCAGGGCCUUUGGAGAUGUCCAGCUGAAGUGGAGUAAAGAGUUGCAGCGCAGUGUCCUAGAGAGGGGCUUUGAUACUGAGGCCCUCAACAUUUACCAAUUCACCCCCUCACACUACUAUACCCCACCCUACCUAACUGCCAAGCCUGAGAUUACGUACCACAGGCUGAGGCCCCAGGAUAAGUUCCUUGUGCUAGCUUCAGAUGGACUGUGGGACAUGUUAGGGAAUGAAGAUGUGGUGAGGCUGGUAGUGGGGUAUCUGUCUGAGGCAGGUCGCCAUAAGCCAGAUCUGGCCCAAAGACCUACCAAGCUGGGACUCAUGCAGAGUCUACUGCUGCAGAGAAAAGCUAGUGGGCUCUAUGCAGCUGACCAAAAUGCAGCUACACAUCUGAUCAGACAUGCUAUUGGAAGCAAUGAAUAUGGGGAAAUGGAGCCAGAGCGGCUGGCAGCAAUGCUGACAUUACCAGAGGACUUGGCAAGGAUGUACAGGGAUGAUAUCACUGUCACUGUAGUGUAUUUUAACUCAGAGAUAAUUGAUGCAUAUUACAGGGGGGAUUAAGAAUGAGCUAUGAAACCUGGCUGUUAAAGGGACAGGCAGAUAAAUACAACUUGCUGAAUAAUUGACCAACAGGAGAAGAAAACAAAACAGCCUAGGUUUAAAAGCAGUAACAGUGAUUUUAUGUCCCUGUGUGUAUUGGUCAACUUUUUAGUGCAGAAAAGAGAAUAUAAAGUCUGUUGAACUGGCUUGUGCUCAUAUAGCCUAAGUCCUUUAUAAAAACACUUGAACUCUGUCACCUAAAGUUUUUUUUAAAGUAUAAAUUUAAUAAUGAUCCUAAGAAUAAAAACUUCAGGAUCAGGGGCUGGGGAUUUAGCUCAGCGGCAUAAGCGCCUGCCUUGCAAGCAGGCAGUUGUGAGUUUGAUCCCUGGUACUGAUAAAAAGGAAAAAGACAAAAACAAAAAACAACAACAAAAAAAAAACUUCAGGAUCUUCUGAAAUUCAACUGCAAAAAUCUGAUAAUUCUGAAUUCACAAUCAUGCAUUUCUAGAUUAUAGUUUUAUUUUGCUUUGUUUUUUAAGUUACCAAGGCCUAGGUUUACAAAGCAUACUGUAGGACACUUUUCUAUGCAACAUUUUUGUGAAUAUUCUUGUGAAGACAUUCUGUAACAGUGCAUUCUAGGUCUGUUUUAGUUUAUUUAAAAACUGAAUCCUGACCAAAAAAACUAAACUAAAAAAGCCAGGUGUGGUGGUACAUGCCUGUAAUCCCAGCACUUGGGAGGCUGAGGCAGGAGGAUGAUUGUUAGUUCAAGACCAGCCUGGGCUACAAAGUGAGCGCAAAGCUAGCCUGAACUGCAUAUUGAGACCCUUUCUCAGAAAGACCAAAAAAAAAAGAACUAAAUCUUUGGGCUGGAGAUGUAGCUCAGUGGUAGAGGGCUUUCCUAGCCUGUGUAAGAUCCUGAGUUUGAGUCCUAGCAUCACAAAGACCAAACAUACUGAACCCUUAAAUUUGUAAACAGGCCUCCAAUAAGCAUGUUUGGGACAACUUGAUUUUCAAGUGAGAGUGAGAAGGUCUCGGCCUGUGGACCAGCGAAUUUUUACUUGUGCAGCAUUUGGCCUCUCCACUGAGUCCCAUAAAACUUUGAGCCGUUCCAGGGGGAAAUUUAUGUCUAAUUCUUAAAUCUUGGCCUUUCUUGAUUUAGUAAAAUACUCCACUCGACACUCCCAUCUUAGCCCCUGGGGGAUUAUGCACUGUUUUUUAAAAAACCUUUCUGAUUAUAUCUCUCAAACAUUCUUUAAUUUCCUUCUGACACAACAUUUUUUCCUCUGCUAUCCUAUGCAACCUUAACCUGAAGUUGCUAACAUUGUGAUGGUUUAUCCAAGUCUUGUACCUACUCCUUCAGAUGGCUGGAUGAAAGGGAACAGUGUGAUCACAUGUAGUUUUGACGGACAUUUAGGCAGAACACACUUCUUCAGGGGUUUGUAGAUUUAAGAUUUAGCCUGAACCUGGAGAGGUGAAAACUUGUGGGGUCUAAGGAGAACAGCCAGUAGCCAAGAUUCCAUCUGCAUCCUGAGAGGCAGUGGGGAAAUGGGAGGAGUGAGACCUAUCAGAUGGGACAUCUGCCUGUGACUGAUAAAUUGCCAUUGCUACGCCUUAGGAAUUAGACCAUAUUAGGUAUGAGAGCUGAGGCGAAAAUAAAAACAUAACUUGUAAUGGUUUCCAUGGACUGCAGAAUUUUUGUUCUUAAAAAUUAACCUGCAUGGAUCCUUUUGGGGGAUGAAUUUUCUCAUGAGUGGCUAUGGCAUUUGAACAACAGGAAAUGUGUCCCGAAAUGGAAACACAAAUAUAAUCCCCAAGCCCACAGAUUAGUUUCCUGUGCCAAAUCAAGCAUAAUUCUUCAGUAUAAUUGAACUACAUUAGUUGAUUUCCUCUCCCCUCCUCAUACCAUCCAUUGAUUAAAAAAAAAAAAAAAAAAAAGCAAAUAACUAUGUUUGGCUUCCUUAUUUUUAUCUGUCCCAGAUGAAAUUCGGUUAAGGGUUGGAAUAUGUCCAUCUUGGGAAGGUUUCUUUGUACGUUUUCUGGUUUACCAGUUUAAUGGUGUGACUUCAUUUAAGAAGUUUCUCUUUUAGAGCUGGGUGUGGUGGCACAGGCCUAUACGCCCAGCACUCUGGCAUUGAGAGUGAGGCAGAUAGAUUUCAAGUUCAAGGCCAGCCUGGGCUACCUAGCAAGACCCCCACCACCACCACCAAAAGAAAAAAGCAGAAACACCAAACUCUUGGGUGCUUUAAAUAAACUGUGGUCCAUUUAUUCUGAAAUCAUUACUAUUCCUUCUGAUCUCUUAGACUUUAACUCAGAAUGUGAAUCAUUAUCAUUCUCUUAAGAGUUUAGCGUGAAAGUUUGCUGCUGAAACUGAGGGACUCAAUUUGACUGACAUUUUCUGUUGUUUUUCAUGCCAGCUAAACACUGGAGUACGCUUAGAGCCUGGCAUGGGUCAUAAAUGUGUAAAAUUCAGUAACUUGUGUAGCAACUGAGAGACAGUCUUUCCGCCUAUGUCUGCAAGCAUAUCUGUGUUUUUUCUCAGCUGAAUAGAUCCUACUGCUUUCUAGUUGGUAUGUUGAGAAAGAAGAAAGGCUUGUUUGUUGUCGGCCUUUUCUCCUGCAUGGACUCUCAGCUUCUCCCUUGAAUGCCCCAGGGACCAUCGCCUUCUGGUUAAAUUCCAGCUGUCUUUCUGAGAUCAUGGUUCUUGUUAGUGGCCUUCCUGAAGCACACAGGCCGCUGCUUAGGACACUGCAAUUGUAAAGAAACUUAGUAGUCUUUGUCAGAUCUUCCAAAGCGUUCGCCAUUACUUUUGUAUAGUGAUUUCAACUUUAAGACUUCUUAAAUUGAGUUUUUAAAAUGAGAUUGGCCAUUUAAUAUAGUACACAUGGCUUUUGAAGUAAGUGUGAUUUGAUGCUUAAAAUUAGGUAUUUAUCAUUUUAGGUAAGAAACAAUAAUGGCAUUGUUUAGAUUUUGUUUUAUGUGUAAAUAAUACAGCUCUGGUAGUCUAAUUUCAAAUUGUUAUCAAGUUACUGAGUUUCAGCUUUUGGAGAUGUUUGUAACAUAAAAGCUAAUUUAUUAUAAUUAAAACAUAAGUUUGAACUAUGUCAAUAUGGAAACAUUUUUCCCAGUACACAUGGCCUAAAAGAUCUCUAGUAUUAGGCACAUGGGUAAAUUUUGAUUGUGGUAUAAUCGAGUUGGGGUCUUUUAUAUAUAUAUAUUACAUGGUACUGGUGAUCAAACUCAAAACCUCACUUGCCAGGCAGGCACUUGUGCCACUGAGCUAAAUCCCCAACCCUGGGAUCUUUUAAAGACAAGUGAAAUAUAAACAACUUGAGAGCUUGUUAAAUAAGAAUGUAAUUAUGUGGAGCAAAGUAUAUACAGAAAUAAAAAUAUAUUUAGAAUGAGUCUGGCUUAACUCUUGUCUGUCAGACCUGUCUUCAUUUGACAGCUUUGGGAAAACCUUAACUUCCCAGGUUGACCAGAAUAUCCUCUAACUGAGCCAUCCGAGUGUCAUUGUAAAGUGGUUCAUUUGUCUCUGAAAUGUGACUCUUGUAGUACAAAAUGCAGUGAGUACCUUUGGAGCUGGAGAUCCAAGCUGGUGUCAGAGCUAGUGACGCAAGCUGCCACACGCAUGACCUAAGGGGAAUGUGUGUUUGGGCUGCUGCAUAACUGACCCUGAGCCAACCAGGGCUCUGUCCUUGCCUUCUGGGGCACUUGCUAACUUGCCUUCUGGAAAAUACUUAACAAGCAUUUUCUUGGAAUAAUUAUUAACUGUGUUCUUUAAUAAUUACUGGCAGUUGUAUUUUAAAAUGUAUACCAGUGUUCUUAAUUGAUACUGAUUUUCUGUUAGAGAUAUUUAAAACUUGUAAAUAAAAGAGAUGAAAUGAAAUUGA
Molecule: messenger RNA, 5694 nt
Organism: Cavia porcellus (domestic guinea pig)
Lineage: Eukaryota; Metazoa; Chordata; Mammalia; Rodentia; Caviidae
Gene: Pdp2
Product: pyruvate dehydrogenase phosphatase catalytic subunit 2
Exons: 2
Coding region: 233-1825 (530 amino acids)
Biological process (GO): protein dephosphorylation
Cellular component (GO): mitochondrion
Molecular function (GO): [pyruvate dehydrogenase (acetyl-transferring)]-phosphatase activity; cation binding
Source: RefSeq, a predicted model, not a curated record